Laetiporus sulphureus 93-53 is the source of this 1905-nucleotide messenger RNA. RefSeq names its product subtilisin-like protein. Bases 1 to 1905 code for a protein of 634 amino acids. The transcript has 11 exons. The record is from RefSeq and is a predicted model, not a curated record. Gene Ontology annotation, molecular function: serine-type endopeptidase activity; tripeptidyl-peptidase activity. NCBI's taxonomy places the organism in Eukaryota, Fungi, Basidiomycota, Agaricomycetes, Polyporales, Laetiporaceae. Gene Ontology annotation, biological process: proteolysis.
AUGCCGCUCGCCGUCCGCUUGCUCGCCGCCCUGUCUUUGGGUCUCUCCAUAGCGGGGGCUCCCUCUGCUUCCUCUCUCUCUGUCGUCCAUGAAUCUCGCAAUAACGUCCCUGCAGGAUGGGCACCCGUGCGGCGUGCCGAGCCGGAUAUGAUACUCCCCUUCCGCAUCGGCCUAGCGCAGCCCAACCUCGAGAACCUCGAGGCGUUCAUUAUGGACGUGUCUCACCCCGAGUCACCCAAUUACGGCAAGCACUGGAGCUCCACGAAGGUGGCGGAGACUUUCCGUCCGAGCAAGGAGACUGUCGACACUGUCCGCGCAUGGCUCAUCGAGAAUGGGUUGGAGGACGACCGCGUCAAGCUCAGUUUCGGUGGCGGCUGGCUAAAGGCAAACGUGACAAUCGCGGAGGCGGAACGCCUUCUAGGAACAGAGUACUACGUCUAUCAAUUUGGUGAUGACGAGGAUUACACCUACAUUGCCUGCCAUGAGAAAUACCAUCUACCCGAGCACGUGUCAGAGCACGUCGAGUUAGUGACGCCUACUUUGCAUUUCGACGUGAAACCCAGGCGGUCGCCAGCCAAGUUGGAAAAGUUUGAGAAGAGAGCUGCCACCUCAUACAACUCCUCAGCGCACUCCGUCGGCCAGCCUGGUUUUGGCGUCAGCUUCCCGAAGACAUCUGGUACGAUCCAGUCCAUCAUAUCAGAGCUCGAAGACUACGACGAGCAGAUCGUACCGGACUGCUUGCGCGCGUUAUAUGACUUCGCGUAUGUACAUGUUUCCGAUGGCAAUUCAAUCGCUAUCGUCGAAUACACGCCGCAAGCCUACGUCCCCACCGAUUUGGACAUGUUCUUCGAACAGUUCUCGCCAAGUCAAGUUGGUGAGAGACCAGUCCUAGACAGCAUCGACGGAGGCUACGUCCAAUCAGAGUAUACGGGCUUUAGCUACAACGGCGAGUCGAACCUCGACUUACAGUACGCCAUGGCAUUAGUCGGCGGCAGCCAGCCAGUCACGUUGUACCAAGCUAGAGACAUAGUUGAAGGGGCAUCUUUUAACAACCUGUUGGACGCACUCGAUGCUUCUUACUGCACAUACGACGGCGGAGACGAUCCGGAAUAUGACGCCAUAUAUCCUGAUCCCUACGGCGGCGGUUACGAAGCUCAUGUGAUGUCGACGUCGUAUGCAUACAACGAGGCGGAUUUGACACCGGCUUACGAACAAAGACAAUGCGCCGAAUACGCCAAGCUUGGCUUGAUAGGGAUGACCAUCUUGUAUUCCUCCGGAGAUUAUGGCGUUGCGGGAAAUGGCGGUCUGUGCUUGUAUCCGAACGGCACUCAGGCUGUCGGUGCUCCAGACUUCAACCCAUCCUUUCCAGGAACAUGCCCUUACAUCACAAGUGUCGGCGCAACUCAGGCCAAUCCCAACUCGACGGUGUUCGAGCCGGAAAGUGCAUGCGAGCAGGUUAUCUAUUCCGGAGGUGGUUUCUCCAACAAGACCGCUGUUGAAACCUACCUGGCCGAGUACCCUCCUCCGUAUCCGCCGACCAUGUAUAACUCUUCCGGAACCUCACGUGCCUUCCCUGAUAUCUCAGCGAAUGGCGCGAACUACGUCGUUGCCAUCCAAGGCGAGUUCUAUCUGGUAUACGGUACCUCCUGCUCUUCUCCGGUCUCCGCGUCGAUUUUCUCCGCAAUCAAUGACGCCCGGCUCGCAGUCGGAAAGGGACCGAUUGGAUUCAUCAAUCCCACUAUCUACACGGCAGAGUUCAUGGCAGCCUUCCAUGAUAUCACAACCGGCACGAAUCCUGGCUGUGGCACCGCUGGCUUUUCGGCGGAGCCUGGCUGGGACCCUGUUACGGGAGUAGGCACUCCUAACUUUUCGAAACUGGUCGCUUUGUGGCUUGCACUGCCGUGA